CCCUGGUACUCAGUGAGCAGCGGCCCGUCGCGCUACGUGCUCGGGAUGCAGGAGCUGUUCCGGGGCCACAGCAAGACGCGCGAGUUCCCGGCGCACAGCGCGAAGGUGCACUCGGUGGCCUGGAGCUGCGACGGCCGUCGCCUGGCCUCGGGGUCCUUCGACAAGACGGCCAGCGUCUUCCUGCUGGAGAAGGACCGGCUGGUCAAAGAAAACAAUUAUCGGGGACAUGGGGACAGCGUGGACCAGCUCUGUUGGCAUCCAAGUAACCCCGACCUCUUCGUCACAGCCUCUGGAGAUAAAACCAUCCGCAUCUGGGACGUGAGGACUACGAAAUGCAUUGCUACUGUGAACACCAAGGGGGAGAACAUUAACAUCUGCUGGAGUCCUGACGGGCAGACCAUUGCUGUAGGCAACAAGGAUGACGUGGUAACCUUUAUUGAUGCCAAGACACACCGCUCCAAAGCAGAGGAGCAGUUCAAGUUUGAGGUCAACGAAAUCUCCUGGAACAAUGACAAUAACAUGUUCUUCCUGACAAAUGGCAAUGGUUGCAUCAACAUCCUCAGCUACCCAGAGCUGAAGCCUGUGCAGUCUAUCAAUGCUCACCCUUCCAACUGCAUCUGCAUCAAGUUCGACCCCACGGGGAAGUACUUUGCUACAGGAAGUGCAGAUGCGCUGGUCAGCCUCUGGGACGUAGACGAGUUAGUUUGUGUCCGUUGCUUUUCCAGGCUGGAUUGGCCCGUGAGGACGCUCAGUUUCAGCCAUGAUGGGAAAAUGUUGGCAUCAGCAUCAGAAGAUCAUUUUAUUGACAUAGCUGAAGUAGAGACAGGAGACAAGCUAUGGGAGGUGCAGUGUGAGUCCCCGACCUUCACUGUGGCCUGGCACCCCAAAAGGCCUCUGCUGGCAUUUGCCUGUGAUGACAAAGAUGGCAAAUAUGACAGCAGUCGGGAAGCUGGGACCGUGAAGCUGUUUGGGCUUCCUAAUGAUUCCUGAGACGACGCAGGUGGGAGGCCCUGGUGGAGGGCUUCCUGCGUACAGUUAGCUUCGUCUGCUGUCUUGGAGUUGGUGGACACCCUAAAUAUUUGUAAAUUGGUAUAAAUUAUGAAAGGUUUGUUAGGCUGCCCAUUCCAUUUCCAUUUCUGUUUUUUGUGUUAGCUGUUUUUGUUCUUUCUGCUAUAGUAUAAGUUAGCUAAUGAUCGGGGUAAUGACCCCGGCGUCCCUUGUCCUCUGGGGGCCCCCGUCUUCCUAAACCGGUGAGAUAUGGUGGACUUUGUUGAGCCUCAUACUGCUUAGACUGUACUUACUUUGGAGGGAGGGGUAGGGAAGGGGGGGGAAUGGAGGUUUUUUAAUAAUUAUAAAGGAAAUAUUUAUAAUUUUGAGAGU
Messenger RNA from Tupaia belangeri chinensis (Chinese tree shrew), 1380 nucleotides. RefSeq names its product THO complex subunit 3 (gene THOC3). Gene Ontology annotation, biological process: mRNA export from nucleus. Gene Ontology annotation, molecular function: protein binding. The record is from RefSeq and is a predicted model, not a curated record. Gene Ontology annotation, cellular component: THO complex part of transcription export complex. Lineage: Eukaryota; Metazoa; Chordata; Mammalia; Scandentia; Tupaiidae.